AUGGACGUUUUCAAAAUCGACCAGUCGCUGAGCGCGGGUCUGGGUAGCGCCCCGGCACCAGACACCCUUACACCGGAAGUGUCCUUUGACGCCGGUAGUGAGUUCAAUCUGAGCUUCUUCGACGGACCGGAGGAGAACAGCACCCAAGGAUUCAGCGAUCCCGGUUCUGUGGGUAGUGCCAGCGCGUCACCUCCGCCAGGAACACCCGGAAACAUCCCCGUUAACCCCUCCAACGCUGCCCUACCGAUUGUCCAAGUACCCUCUGGCAUCGUCAUUAAGCAAGAACAACACUACGCGGCAGCCGAUUCGAACAGUUCGACGCCCGCGAAGAGUUUCGUGGCCUGUAGAGUUUGCGGCGAUAAAGCGAGCGGUUACCACUACGGCGUGACCAGCUGCGAGGGCUGCAAAGGUUUCUUCAGGAGAAGCAUUCAGAAGCAAAUAGAAUACAGGUGUCUGAGGGACGGCAAGUGUCUUGUCAUCAGAUUAAAUCGGAACCGCUGCCAGUACUGCAGAUUUAAGAAGUGCCUAGCUGUCGGCAUGUCCAGGGACUCUGUAAGAUACGGCAGAGUGCCGAAGCGUUCAAGGGAACGUGGUCCCGAGGACGCUGUCCCGACCACCACGACAACGACAGCGACCACGGGUGUCCAACAGUUAACCUCUCCCGGCGCUGCCAAUAACAACAACAACAAUAACAAUAAUAACAACAACAACACCAGUCAAAAUAACAACAACAGCAGCGGCCAGGGUCAAAACGCCAUACCGUGUGUGCCACCAGCCGCAGUGGUGGAAGCGGAUCAGUCAGACGCAGACGUGAAACAGUUGGCUGUGUACGACGUGAUACUUCAAGUCUCCCAGGCGCAUCACGCUCAUUGUGGCUUCACUGAAGAAUCGACGAGAGGAAUUGUCAGGAAACCGAUGAUAAUACCGCCGGCCAGUCCAGAGGACCCAGAGGCGGCAUCCUCGACGGCGGAAACUGUCGAAUCGCAAAGGAUCUGGCUUUGGCAACAAUUCGCCACCAGAGUGACGCCAUCCGUGCAGAGGGUGGUGGAGUUUGCCAAAAGGGUGCCAGGAUUUUGCGAUCUUUCGCAGGACGAUCAGCUGAUCCUGAUCAAGGUCGGUUUUUUCGAGGUCUGGCUUAGCCACAUCUCGAAAAUGACCACCGACAGCUCCAUGACCUUCGAGGAUGGCACUUGUAUCACUAGGCAGCAAAUGGAAUUGAUGUACGAGCCAGACUUUGUGUCCGCUUUGAUGCAAUUCACAUCGGCCCUAAACGCCCACCAAUUAUCGGACACGGAGUUGGGCCUGUUCUCCGGUGCUGUACUCCUGGGCGAGAGACCAGGCCUGAACGACGUGAAGGCGGUGCAAAGGCUUCAGGAUCGUCUUCUGGAAGCGUUGAAGGUUCAAGCGUUACGAAAUCACACGGUUUCCGGUGAGGCUACCUCGGCGGGUGGCUGUUCCGGUGUCUCGAGCGUUUCACAAAGGAUACCAGAAUUGAGAGCUCUGGGUGCCAGACACGCGAAUCUCCUCGAUUGGUUCAGAAGGAACUGGACCAAGCUCAAAUUACCACCUCUCUUUGCCGAGAUAUUUGACAUUCCCAAGUGCGAGGAAGAUCUUCAGUGAAGAGAAUGUUUCAGAGUACAUCGAGUUAAUUCGACGAAAACGAACGGCCCUGCCAGAGAGAAUGUUCUCUGAUUGACGGUGCUCGCCGCGCAAGCCGGUGGGCUCGAACAUUUCGAGAACGAUUUGUUUUCGCUAGCUGGCAGUGAUGUACAACGGUGCGAUGAGACGACGCUCGGUUCCAUUGGAAAGGACGCCUAAGGAUCGCUGAUCUGGCGCGUUUUUAACGGCUCGAUCUCGACGGAUCCGUCGUGCGCUGUUCGUUUCAUUGACACGCGGACGGAAGAUGGAUCGUUUCGAGACGCGAACGGUACACGCUGCUGAUUUCAAACGGAAAAUGAGAGAGGUUUCGGUAACGAUGAAACGAAUGGUGCAAUUACGUGUCGACACGAAUCUUAGAAUCUUGUUCGACUGAUUAAAUUACGGUAAUCUUUUUCACGAUCGUAUCGAGUCUGCAGCAGUGACGGGCAAAUGUCCACUGAAGAUCUUAGGGCAACAUGUGAAGCGAUUUUUUCCUCUUGUGGAAGGGUGUGUUUAGUGCGAUGCAUGCUUCGCAAGAAGUCUCGCAGAUUUAAUAGGAGAAUGUUGAUCUAACAGAUCAAAAUGAAAAAUUCAUGUAUAUAAUUUCGAGCUGUAACAUAUUGGUCAAAGUGGUCACAUAUGAGACUCGUAUCAAACUAGCAAGCCUAGUAAUACUAUUUUUAUGAGACUUUCUGCAAGGUGUGGAUUGAACAAGAAAGUAAUACAAAGAAUCAUUGUAAAUGUCCAUAGAACAAACGAUUCGAUCAAAUCAAAUAUUAAGCCAUUCCAUGAAUGAUGUGAUUGUUUUGAUACAUAUAUUAAAUGCAAAUCUGUCCAGUCCAGAUCACAGUGAAUUUUAGAAUUUUAUUUAACAGUCUGUUAAAUUUCUGUCCUACACGAGGUUCAUCUUUAAUAUUGCAAUUUGCGACUGAAACUUUAAAAAUGGCUUAUAGGAUAAAAUGGAGCCAUUCGCUAAACGCACCCUAACGCGAGCGUAAUUGCCCAUCACUGUUCUGGAUGAGCCAUAAUUAGAGUGUAAUGAAAGCGAAAGAAGGAUUUGUACCAUUCGUAUGCAGUAUCGCGCGCUACAUCACACGAAGCAAUUAAAAAUACUCAAUCGAUGAAGGAGGGAAACGAAGUUUCGUGUCACGUUGGUCCAUGCGCAUAUCGUUGAUUGCAAUAAAGCGACGCAGUGAUCGAACACUGGUCGCGUCUAAAAAAGAUAGCACAAAAUCGUGAUCAAUUUACAGGCAUGUUUAUUACGAUUUACCCCGGUGAAAGGAGUAUUCUCGAGCGAAUCUUUCGGACAUUUUUGACUACCGUGGAUCGUAUCAUUUUCAAAGGAACGGAACAGAUAGCGUGCAGCGUUCUGUCGAAACCAGUUGUCGAACUAUCACGGAUACCUGUAGCAGACGUAACGUCGAACUUCGUUAGACAUAUCGGAAUAUAAUAUCGUAUCAUUAUCGUUCUAUUUUUUUUCCUCUGUUCCGUACAAUAAGCCGAACGAUCUUUCCAUUCUCCUAGAAAACUGUGAAUCGACAGGCAACUGCAU
Megachile rotundata (alfalfa leafcutting bee) is the source of this 3190-nucleotide messenger RNA. It is a transcript of the gene Eip78C, whose product is annotated as Ecdysone-induced protein 78C. Gene Ontology annotation, molecular function: nuclear receptor activity; sequence-specific DNA binding; zinc ion binding. Gene Ontology annotation, biological process: regulation of DNA-templated transcription. NCBI's taxonomy places the organism in Eukaryota, Metazoa, Arthropoda, Insecta, Hymenoptera, Megachilidae. The record is from RefSeq and is a predicted model, not a curated record.